Molecule: messenger RNA, 756 nt
Organism: Microthlaspi erraticum
Lineage: Eukaryota; Viridiplantae; Streptophyta; Magnoliopsida; Brassicales; Brassicaceae
Source: the annotation of a GenBank genome assembly
AUGUCUUCGUUGACGCAAGAACAGCACGUAGUCCAACAUUUCACCCAUAACCAUCCAUUAACGAAAGUUGACGGAUAUGGCGAGUUCACAUGCGGUGCCUGCAAAACCUACGGCUUUGGGAAGACCUACCGUUGCGCCUGGUGCGACUACAAUCUCCACGAUCAAUGCGCCACGUGUCCAUCUACCCUCCUCAGCUUUAUGCAUCCACAGCACAAGCUCCGACUAGUCUUCAGAAGACCAGAGCAUACGCACCAGAACAACAGACGUAUGUGCGACAUAUGCGACGAACCAACCGAAGGGCUCUACUACCACUGCGAGCCUUGCGGCUUCGACGUCCACCCAAUCUGCACGAAGCUGCCUCAGCACGUGAGUCACGUGCAUCACUCGGCCCAUCCUUUAGAGCUAAGCCAUUGGGGAGCGAGCAACACGUGCAUGGUUUGCCACGGUGCGAUCCGAUCUUGGAGGUACAAGUGCGGUCCAUGCCGGUUAGAUGUUCACAUGGAAUGCGUUGAUACGUCAGCAUCAUCAGUAGCAGCGAGGGGGAUUCAGCAAAGGUGUUAUGGACAGCAACCGUAUUUUCACCCGUACCAGCCUUAUUACAAUCAGAAUCAGGGAUAUACAAAUCAAGGUCAGGUUCAAGGCUCUAGCCCGAGUAUAGGAAGCAGAAUGUUUGGGAUUCUGAUGGCUCUAACGGUUGGGGUUGUCUGCAAUAUCAUAGCUGCGCCGGUCUCUGAGGCUCUUUUCGGCGGGUUUUGA